AUGGAGGAUUGGGGUAAGACUAGUAAGGGUAUUCCCGUGAAGAGGGUCACACUUCGGCCAAAGUUGAGCGAAAAGCUCUCCAAUGGAACAGAUGCCGAAGCGUGGAACAAGGUGAGGGCAGUCAUUAUUAACUACGGCGCAGCAAUUCAACAACUUUGGGUACCAGGAUACACUGAUACUGGGGGAAGGAAAAAGAAUGGAUUGAGCACGGCUGAUGUUGUUCUUGGCUACCCAGAUAUUGGGAGCUACGAAAAGAACCCGGCUUAUCAUGGUGUCAUUGUUGGUAGAGUUGCCGGUAGGAUAAGCAAUGCCAACUUCACUAUUCCAAUCGAAUUGAAUCCGUCAAUCUCAAUGGUUUACAAGCUACCAAAAAAUCAGCAGAAGAAACAUUGUCUUCAUGGUGGAACCACGGGACUAUCCUUUCGCGUUUGGGAUAUUGUCGAAUUAAAGGAGGAUAGUGUGAAACUCAAGGUGGUUUCCGUCGAUGGUGAGGAUGGCUUCCCUGGAAACUUGACCGUCUAUAUUACUUAUCGUCUUUCAGUAAAUGAAGAAGACCAACGUGUCAGCCUGUCGAUUGAUUAUUUUGCCUCCAUUACAGAUGCCAUUUGUCCAAUAAAUCUCACAAAUCACACUUACUUCAAUCUUGCAGGCCAUCGUGCUGGUCCUGAGGCCCUUGAUCGACAUUCGGUCUGUAUUCAGUCCGAUAAAAUGUGUGAAUGCGACGCAGAACACAUCCCAACUGGCCGCCUAAUCAAGGUUGGGAAAGUUGAUGAAACGGAUCUCACUUCGUUGAAGUGUCUUAAAGAGGGCCUGAGGAAGAUUCAUCCACCACCUCAUGGAUACGAUGAAUUCUAUAUGUUCAGAAACCUACCGGGAGAUGAAGCGAAAGUCACAGUGUGUGAACCCAACUCUUCUCGCAAGUUAGAGCUUUUUACUGACCAAUUGGGAGUUCAAUUUUACACGGGAAACUUCUUGGAUCCAAAGUCUGAUCCUAUUGGAAAAGAUACCUACAGUUAUCCUUCUCAUUCUGGGUUCUGUCUUGAGGCUCAGGGAUUUCCUGAUGCGGUGAAUCGAUCAAAUUUCCCAAAGCAAUUUGUUGCUCCAAUUGAAAUGAACUAUGUCCAGAAAACAAGGUUUGAAUUUACAGUUCAGAAAAACUAA
Molecule: messenger RNA, 1161 nt
Organism: Rodentolepis nana
Lineage: Eukaryota; Metazoa; Platyhelminthes; Cestoda; Cyclophyllidea; Hymenolepididae
Source: the annotation of a GenBank genome assembly